This is a messenger RNA of Trichechus manatus latirostris (Florida manatee), 2061 nucleotides long. It is a transcript of the gene FOXP4, whose product is annotated as forkhead box P4. Gene Ontology annotation, molecular function: RNA polymerase II cis-regulatory region sequence-specific DNA binding; DNA-binding transcription repressor activity, RNA polymerase II-specific. Gene Ontology annotation, biological process: regulation of transcription by RNA polymerase II. NCBI's taxonomy places the organism in Eukaryota, Metazoa, Chordata, Mammalia, Sirenia, Trichechidae. Gene Ontology annotation, cellular component: nucleus. The record is from RefSeq and is a predicted model, not a curated record. The transcript has 16 exons. The coding region runs from base 1 to 2061 and encodes 686 amino acids.
AUGAUGGUGGAAUCCGCCUCAGAGACAAUCAGGUCGGCUCCGUCCGGUCAGAACGGCGUGGGGAGCCUCUCCGGGCAAGCUGAUGGAGGUGGCAGUGGUGGUGGGGCCGGGGCCACAAGCACGGCCGGAGGCGGUGCGGGCAGGGACACGGCUGCCGGCGGCGGCGCAGACAGCAACGGCGAGCUGAGCCCUGCGGAGCUGCUGCACUUCCAGCAGCAACAGGCUCUCCAGGUGGCCCGGCAGUUCCUGCUGCAGCAAGCCUCCGGCCUGAGCUCCCCAGGGAACAAUGACAGCAAACAGUCAGCCUCUGCUGUACAGGUGCCGGUGUCGGUGGCCAUGAUGUCGCCGCAGAUGCUCACCCCCCAGCAGAUGCAGCAGAUCCUGUCACCCCCACAGCUGCAGGCCUUGCUCCAGCAGCAACAAGCUCUCAUGCUCCAGCAGCUGCAGGAAUAUUACAAGAAGCAGCAAGAGCAACUCCACUUACAACUGCUCACCCAACAGCAGGCUGGGAAACAGCAACCCAAAGAGGCACUGGGGAACAAGCAGCUGGCUUUUCAGCAGCAGCUCCUGCAAAUGCAACAGUUGCAGCAGCAACACCUGCUCAACCUGCAGAGGCAGGGGCUGGUCGGCCUACAGCCCAGCCAGGCCUCGGGGCCCCUCCAGAGCCUCCCGCAAGCAGCUGUGUGCCCGACGGACCUGCCCCAGCUAUGGAAGGGUGAGGGUGCCCCCGGGCAGCCCGAGGACAGUGUCAAGCAGGAGGGGCUGGACCUCACUGGCACAGCCGCCACCGCUACCUCGUUCACCACCACCCCCAAGGUCUCCCCGCCCGUCUCCCACCACACCCUGCCCAAUGGACAGCCCACUGUGCUCACGCCUCGGAGAGACAGCUCCUCCCACGAGGAGACCCCCAGCUCCCACCCUCUCUAUGGACACGGAGAGUGCAAGUGGCCAGGCUGUGAGACGCUGUGUGAAGACCUGGGCCAGUUUAUCAAACACCUCAACACAGAGCACGCCCUGGACGACCGGAGCACAGCCCAGUGCCGGGUACAGAUGCAGGUGGUGCAGCAGCUGGAGAUCCAGCUCGCCAAGGAGAGCGAGCGGCUGCAGGCAAUGAUGGCCCAUCUGCACAUGCGGCCCUCCGAGCCCAAGCCCUUCAGCCAGCCGCUGAACCCAGUCCCCGGCUCCUCCUCGUUCUCCAAGGUGGCUGUCUCCGCAGCAGAUUCCUUCCCAGAUGGCCUUGCGCACCCCCCCACCUCAGCCGCCGCCCCCGUCACCCCUUUGAGGCCCCCAGGCCUUGGCUCUGCCUCCCUGCACAGCGGGGGCCCUGCCCGACGGAGAAGCAGCAGCGACAAGUUCUGCUCCCCCAUCUCCUCAGAGCUGGCCCAGAAUCAUGAGUUCUACAAGAACGCUGAUGUCAGGCCCCCCUUCACCUAUGCCUCCCUCAUCCGCCAGGCCAUCCUGGAAACCCCUGACAGGCAGCUGACCCUGAAUGAGAUCUAUAACUGGUUCACCAGGAUGUUCGCCUAUUUCCGGAGAAACACUGCCACCUGGAAGAAUGCCGUGCGUCACAACCUCAGCCUGCACAAGUGCUUCGUCCGCGUGGAGAACGUCAAGGGUGCUGUGUGGACCGUGGAUGAGCGGGAGUAUCAAAAGCGGAGACCACCAAAGAUGACCGGGAGCCCCACCCUGGUGAAGAACAUGAUCUCGGGUCUCAGUUAUGGAGCACUUAAUGCCAGCUACCAGGCCGCCCUGGCCGAGAGCAGCUUCCCCCUCCUCAACAGCCCUGGUAUGCUGAACCCCGGCUCCACCAGCAGCCUCCUGCCCCUCAGCCAUGAGGAUGUGGGCGCGCCCGUGGAGCCGCUGCCUAGCAAUGGCAGCAGUAGCCCCCCUCGCCUCUCCCCACCCCAGUACAGCCACCAGGUACAGGUGAAAGAGGAGCCAGCAGAGGUGGAGGAGGAUGGGCGGCCUGGGCCCCCCUUGGGCCCCCCCAACCCCAGCACUGCGGGGCCUCCAGAAGACAGGGACCUGGAGGAGGAGCUGCCGGGAGAGGAACUGUCCUAA